Xenia sp. Carnegie-2017 is the source of this 909-nucleotide messenger RNA. Its product is annotated as major facilitator superfamily domain-containing protein 9-like. NCBI's taxonomy places the organism in Eukaryota, Metazoa, Cnidaria, Anthozoa, Malacalcyonacea, Xeniidae. The transcript has 6 exons. Gene Ontology annotation, molecular function: transmembrane transporter activity. Bases 1 to 909 code for a protein of 302 amino acids. Gene Ontology annotation, biological process: transmembrane transport. The record is from RefSeq and is a predicted model, not a curated record.
AUGCUUUCUCGUCAAAAGUUGAUCAAGUGCUGUUAUUUCGUUGCAUUUAUGGAUUUGUUCGCAGUUGGUAUGUUGCCACCAUUGUUCAACCGUCGUGGUCGUGAACUUGAAGGGUCUCCUUCGAUGAUUGAUCUCGUAGGAUCCAUUUAUGGCUGUUUACAGUUCUUGUCAAGCCCAAUAAUAGGCAAGGCAAGUGAUGUUUGGAGUCGGAAAUCGGUCUUGCUUCUUAGCUUUAUUGGUUGUUUCAUUGGAAAUUUAUACAUGGGUUUGGCAAGCACAAUUCUCAUGUAUGCUCUGGCUCGAUUACCUACAGGCCUUUUAAAACAUAGUCAGUCAUCAGCAAAAGCUUAUUUAUCAGACAUCAAAUUACCUGAAGAAAGAUCAGGUGUAUUUGGUUGGUUCAAUGCAUUUGGAAGUUUUGGUUUCAUAAUCUCGCCCAUUAUUUGUGCUACUGUUGCUAUGCACGAUAAUGGAUACUUCAAGGUUUCACUUUUGAGCUUUGUGGAAGUGUUGGAGGGUGAUGAGAAGGUCAAUAUGAAUCUUAACAGACGUAAAAAGUUUAAAAUGGAAAGUGACUUGGUUAAUGACAAACAGAAUGACAAAGAGAAAUCAUUUUUCUCCAGAAUCGUCAAUGUUGUUGCUGUUUCAUCAACUGUGAGCGUUUUUGACUUGUUGCUGAUUCGUAUCAUUAUGGCUUUAGAUAUGUUAAUAUAUCGCAGUAAUUUUACUGCUAUGUUGGAUUAUCGUUAUGGUGUAAAUGCUAAAACAACAGGCUACAUUAUAUCCUAUGGUAGUAUUGCUGGAGCAAUAUCUGGUAUGUCAUUGGGCUCUAUAUAUAGCUACAUACAAAGUGAUGUAAAUAUGAUGUCAAUUGGUGGAAGUUUGAUGAUGUCAUCUUUUUUGGGAUAG